Molecule: messenger RNA, 891 nt
Organism: Aureobasidium pullulans EXF-150
Lineage: Eukaryota; Fungi; Ascomycota; Dothideomycetes; Dothideales; Saccotheciaceae
Exons: 2
Coding region: 1-891 (296 amino acids)
Cellular component (GO): cytoplasm
Source: RefSeq, a predicted model, not a curated record
AUGGCAUCAGCACACGACCUAAGCGCAUGGGACAAGGAUGGCAGAGUGUUCCUCUUCACAUCUCUGACAGCCGGAUCAUCGCACAUCAUCACGGCGACAUCACGUAUCGAGACGAUCCUCAAUGCCAACAGAAUUCCGUUCCUGGCUAUAGACACAGCAACUAAUGAGUCGGCUCGCCGUCUCUGGGGCCGUCGAGCGGCCGGAAAGAAGCUUCCUGGCCUGGUCAAGGAGGGCUUCGUGAUAGCUGACCUCGACGAAGUCGAAGAAUGGAACGAGUUUGGCGAGAUCAAAGAGAACAUUGGCGACGUACCACCUGCCUCGUCGGCUCCCGCGCCCGGUGGUGAGGCUGUGACGACGAGAGCCACGAUGCAUCCUACAACCACCGCCCAGCCCCCAGCUCCGCUUCCAGUCAAGCCCACAGCUACCGCAGCCAACAAAUCAGCCAGCGACAAGUCCGACCCGCUGCAGACCCCAAUGGCCAAUCUGUCCAUGAAAGAGGCCGCCACCGAAGCCGCCGCCAUUGGUGCCGCGCGCAAGGGUCCCGCACCGGGUAUCAACGACACCAAGGUCGCUCCUCUGAAGUCGCCUACUCAGACCUCGAGCCUGGCCGAAUCAUCCGAAGCACCAGAAUCCUCGAAAGCACCAGAGCCCGCACCUCUGUCUGCAGUCGAGUCUAGUGAUGACCUCGCCGCUGCAGUGGCUACACCUGCCGGCACUAUCCAGCAAAAGCACAGAGGAAGCAGUGUCAGCAACGCCAAUCCCGAAGAGAUCAAAGAGCUUGAGCAAUCUUCUGCUAUCCCCGAAGCCGACGACGAGGACGAAGAGCAGCCAAAGACACAAGAGCAAGAGGCCGCCGUCGCCGACAAAGCUUCUGUCAGCGUCCAGGAUUAA